This is a messenger RNA of Panicum hallii, 626 nucleotides long. RefSeq names its product 60S ribosomal protein L35a-1. Gene Ontology annotation, molecular function: structural constituent of ribosome. The record is from RefSeq and is a predicted model, not a curated record. Gene Ontology annotation, biological process: ribosomal large subunit biogenesis; cytoplasmic translation. The transcript is spliced from 4 exons. NCBI's taxonomy places the organism in Eukaryota, Viridiplantae, Streptophyta, Magnoliopsida, Poales, Poaceae. The coding region runs from base 86 to 424 and encodes 112 amino acids. Gene Ontology annotation, cellular component: cytosolic large ribosomal subunit; ribosome.
CUCCGGCGCGCGCCGUCUCAGCGUCUUCCCCAACCUGCACAAGCUCUUCUCCGGCGGCGGAAGCGGAAGCAAGCAGGCGGCCACCAUGGUGAAGGGACGCACGGGGCAGCGCGUCAGGCUCUACGUCCGGGGCACCAUCCUGGGAUACAAGAGGUCCAAGUCGAACCAGUACGAGAACACGUCGCUGGUCCAGAUCGAGGGGGUGAACACCAAGGAGGACGUCGCGUGGUACGCCGGCAAGCGCAUGGCGUACAUCUACAAGGCCAAGACCAAGAGCAGCGAGACCCGCUACAGGUGCAUCUGGGGCAAGGUCACCCGCCCGCACGGCAACUCCGGCGUCGUCCGCGCCAAGUUCAAGUCCAAUCUCCCGCCGGAGUCCAUGGGACGCAAGGUCAGAGUGUUCAUGUACCCGAGCAGCAUCUAAGGUUUUGUUGGAGUAGGGAUGGCCAUGCUUAUUUCUUACUUGUCUUGAGCUGAAAAUUCCAUGUUUGGUGAAACCCUGCUAUGUUGGCAACUUAGAUUGUUCAUGUACUGAGAACCUGUGGAAGUUUUGCCAAAAUUUGUUGUCUAAAGGAUGAACCAUUAUCGUAAUGUUAUGCCAGCACCAGAGCUUAUUUUGCGCAUCA